This is a messenger RNA of Panthera uncia (snow leopard), 1978 nucleotides long. RefSeq names its product myosin-6-like. The annotation marks the transcript as partial. The record is from RefSeq and is a predicted model, not a curated record. Lineage: Eukaryota; Metazoa; Chordata; Mammalia; Carnivora; Felidae. Gene Ontology annotation, cellular component: myosin complex. The transcript is spliced from 11 exons. Gene Ontology annotation, molecular function: cytoskeletal motor activity; ATP binding; actin filament binding.
CCCUCCUUGGAUGGCUUUUAUUUUGUCCUUCCUCUUUGUCAAUACUUGUCACUAUGGUCCUUCUUUGUCCCCUUUGUCUUUUCUUCCUGUCUGUGUGUUCUCAUCUCCUUAUCUCUCUUUGUUUCCAAGUCUGAUUCAUCCUCCACCCCUGGCACUUUCACUAACACUGUGUCCUUCUUUCCUGCCUCGCUGCCUCUUCUAUCUCUCUAACUCCCCUCUUUGGCUCUUUGGGUCGAGCCUCCUGGCUCACUUCCUCCUGUUGACCUGCCUCCAUUAUUUUUCACUCUCUUUGUCUGGUCUUCCCUCUGCCUGGCUGUGCCUCUGUGGCUCCACACAUGGUUCAGAGUCUUCAGGAUUCUCUGUGAAGAGAUAACCAGGUGAGAGCCUCCCAAUUAUCUCUUGGGAGCCAGGUUGCUGGACCAGGGCCCCCGUCCUUUCUCCAAGCAGCUCAGCACCUCCCCUUAGCAAACUCCUUAGAGAUUCUCCUCCAGCAUGAUGUCACAGGGCAAGGGACCCAGGCGAGGAUCUUCUCAGCAGUGGGGAAGAGCAAUAGGACCCAGGCGAUAAGGAAGUGUGGCAGGGAGUGAGGGUGUGGAGGGCAGUGCCACUCACUGAGGCUUGGGUCUUCUGGUCUCAGGCACAAAGGAGCGCCAAAAUGACUGAUGCCCAGAUGGCUGAUUUUGGGGCAGCAGCCCAGUACCUCCGCAAAUCAGAGAAGGAGCGUCUGGAGGCCCAGACCCGGCCGUUCGAUAUCCGCACUGAGUGCUUUGUGCCCGACGACAAGGAGGAGUUUGUGAAGGCCAAGAUCCUGUCCCGGGAAGGGGGCAAAGUCAUUGCUGAGACAGAAAAUGGCAAGACGGUGACCGUGAAGGAGGACCAGGUGUUGCAGCAGAACCCACCCAAGUUUGACAAGAUCGAGGACAUGGCCAUGCUGACCUUCCUGCACGAGCCCGCUGUGCUCUUCAAUCUCAAGGAGCGCUAUGCAGCCUGGAUGAUCUACACCUACUCUGGCCUUUUCUGUGUCACCGUCAAUCCCUACAAGUGGCUGCCUGUGUACAAUGCGGAGGUGGUGGCUGCCUACCGGGGCAAGAAGAGGAGUGAGGCGCCACCCCACAUCUUCUCCAUCUCUGACAAUGCCUACCAGUACAUGCUGACAGAUAGGGAGAACCAGUCCAUCCUCAUCACUGGAGAAUCCGGUGCAGGGAAGACUGUGAACACAAAACGUGUCAUCCAGUACUUUGCCAGCAUUGCGGCCAUAGGUGACCGUGGCAAGAAGGACAAUGCCAAUGCCAACAAGGGCACCCUGGAAGACCAAAUCAUCCAGGCCAACCCCGCCCUGGAGGCCUUUGGCAACGCCAAGACAGUUCGGAAUGACAACUCCUCCCGCUUCGGGAAAUUCAUCAGGAUCCACUUUGGAGCCACUGGAAAGUUGGCUUCUGCAGACAUAGAGACCUAUCUCCUGGAGAAGUCUCGGGUGAUCUUCCAGCUGAAGGCUGAGAGAAACUACCACAUCUUCUACCAGAUCCUGUCCAACAAGAAGCCAGAGUUGCUGGAUAUGCUGCUGGUCACCAACAACCCCUACGACUACGCCUUCGUGUCUCAGGGAGAGGUGUCCGUGGCCUCCAUCGAUGACUCCGAGGAGCUCAUGGCCACGGAUAGUGCCUUUGAUGUGUUGGGCUUCACUCCUGAGGAGAAAGCCGGUGUCUACAAGCUUACAGGUGCCAUCAUGCACUACGGGAACAUGAAGUUCAAGCAGAAGCAGCGGGAGGAGCAGGCCGAGCCAGAUGGCACUGAAGAUGCCGACAAGUCUGCCUACCUCAUGGGGCUGAACUCAGCUGACCUGCUCAAGGGGCUGUGCCACCCUCGGGUGAAAGUGGGCAAUGAGUACGUCACCAAGGGGCAGAGCGUCCAGCAGGUGUACUAUUCCAUUGGGGCGCUGGCCAAGGCAGUGUACGAGAAGAUGUUCAACUGGAUGGUG